Molecule: messenger RNA, 2003 nt
Organism: Aureobasidium pullulans EXF-150
Lineage: Eukaryota; Fungi; Ascomycota; Dothideomycetes; Dothideales; Saccotheciaceae
Exons: 5
Coding region: 140-1663 (507 amino acids)
Biological process (GO): regulation of DNA-templated transcription
Molecular function (GO): zinc ion binding; DNA-binding transcription factor activity, RNA polymerase II-specific
Source: RefSeq, a predicted model, not a curated record
CGCCGGGACUCUGACGGGAAUUCUAGGUCCAGGUCAAAAUCAACGAACCAUCUUUUCUCCGGAGUUUCUCUCCAGGCGUGUUGCCCAGAACGACCUUCUGACAAUCGCACAAUCAAACCGAUCACCGAAACAAGGAGAGAUGAUACGACACGCGGAUCACUCUACUGCAGGCAGUGGGGGUAGCGCUUCUGCUGGGCAUGCAUCGCAGCUACAGGCCAACAUCCAGCCUUCGAAUCGACCUGUUGUGCCUAUCAUAUCACAACCUAUAAGCAAACCCAUCGACCUACCGCCACAAUACCGUCCAAGAAAGCCACGAAAACAGGUCAACGUUGCAUGUCAGCCUUGUCGGAAGCGUAGGUCAAAGUGCACGGGCACAGCGCCAUGCUCUCGCUGCGUGGCAGAAGGCAAUGACUGUGUGUUCGACGGAAGAAAGGACGCACAAGAACGCAAUCGCGAACUUCGAAAUAGCGAAAAGGCUUUGUCGAAAGUGUUUCGCGUGCUGAAGAAAUUGGAAGCCGGCGACUCGACAUCAGCAGCAGCAUUUUCUCAGAUCAGACAAUUGGCGCAGAACAAUACCGAAUUCUCGGCAUUUGCUCGUGAUCUCUUUAAUCUGGACGAGAAGACGAGUGCCUUCGACUUUGCCGACUAUGAUGGUGGAAGUGGUGGAAGUGGAUCUGACAAUUUCGUUCUUAAACGUGAGGAUGAAUCUCGAGGAUCAGUGAGUUGGUCAAAUAUAUCGCCAGCGCAGACUGGAGGAUCUGGUUCCACUCCACACUCAUCAGUCGAGAGCAGACGUAGUCCGCCCGAUGUCCGCAUGAGUGACACUACGUUAACAAGGUCACGGCAUAACUCUGCAAGCACACAUCCUUACGAGCGGCGCUCCAAUGUCGGCUUGAGGUCUGACUUUGGCAACCUGCCAUUCUCCAGUGCCAUCAAGGCAAACGGUUAUCCUGAAAACAUCCAACAGCAGCAACUCAAGAACCUCGACGCCACUGCCGAAUAUAGUAUGCUACCACUCCACACCUUUGAAUCUGAGGCACUCGGCAGAGCAUAUCUGAGUUUCAGAGAUGCAACGUUACAAAUGAUCGCAGAUGGCAUGAACGCUCGUGAUGUCUUGGGCACAUCGGAUCUUAUCAAUUUGGACCUGUACUUCCGCGACCGUAUACCGGAAGAUGGACACUCGGUCAGCACAUUUGUCUGUGAGAUGAUGAAGAGUCUCGCCAAUCCGGACGUCUUUGCCAAACUGGCAAGUAUGGUCUUGUUGGCACCUCUGUUGAGAUGGAUAUUGUUUCCUACUUCCGAACACUACCGCAGAAUACCUGCACUCAUGCGACCCUUACCCAGCCAGAGAUUCAUACCACACAGUCCAGCUCUAGAUCUAGCACCACAUCCAGCAAUCCGCGGCGUGCUAAUGACAGCCUUCAACGAAGACUGGCUAACACCCGAAAACCAAGUCACCGCAGCACCAAUAAUAAAUUGGAACCACGGGCUGGACAGAGCAGUGUGUCACGAUCCCGUAGCCGGAUGCCUGCGCUUCACAAAAGAAUUCGAAGAUCACGUGUGCGAUGCGAAUAAUUGGACUUUUUCGAAACGCGUGCUUGAGGUCUUUCCUGGUAUCAGGGAGCAUGGUGCUAUUAUCGCUCCCAGGCCUGGAGAAGACUGACAAAGCGCCAAAACAAACGACACUCAAACGGGAGGAGAAAAUCGAGAUAACUCCAGCAGAAGCGGAAAAGAACCAAGUAACGCGAGAAUGGAAAGACAUGAUAUCCCUAUGGGAAAGGGCCAACAAGGCAAAAGCGUCGAAACGAAGUUAGCGACAUUUGAACAGGGGGGAGGUCCUCACUUUUUCGGAUCAUGGAAGGGGGAAUAACGAGGACUUUUUGCCAACUGGCAAACAAGAGCCUUGACGACUUCUCUAUAUAAUGCACCUGAACUAUUUUAGCUACUAGCCCAUCACCUUUCACAUCUUCAAGAAGAUUGUAAUACACAAACCAAACCUCGAC